GAUUGCAAGAUCCGUCUUGGUCCGGUUGUUGGCCAUGGCCGACCUCGGUGUGUUCGGAGGAUCUCCGACUUCACCUCCUUCCCAGCACACGUCACAAGCCAGCCUGUAAAUAUAUAUGGCAGCGGACGCCUGGGGUUUGCGGAUUCAACCAAGACGCUCACUCUAUCUCUUAAUUAUAUUGUGUUCCAGUUCGUCGGAUUCUUGACCAUUCUGUUCCAUUUACCGCCAAGAUGCCUCUCCUUGCGAAACGCUUCUCUAUCACGAACUUCUUCAUUGCGACCACGGCACUGGGCUUCCAAGUCUUCGUACUCUAUCCAUGGCACAACAAACUCGAUGACGACUUUACGGAGCUGAAGCGGGAGAAUGUCAGGCUGUUGCAGAGCGUCGAGCAGAGAUUAGCUCAAAUGAAAGAGAAGCCAGCGGCAACCUGAGCCGGUCAGCAGGAGAGGGGAAAAACACAGAACAUUAGAAGAAGAACCAUACAGCUAGAUUCGCAGCGAUAUACCAUCUCCGGAACAACAGACCGAAGAGCUGCAUUAUGCCAGGCGUUGGGUCAAUUUGCGCAUCGGAAAGUUGGCUCAUAUAUCCAUCAACAAGCAGAAGUGUGCAGCGUAAUCGCACGUUGGACGUGCAGGUGCCGGAACAGAAGAGCAGCACUACCCGAACGACACAACGGUGAAUGGGUACAACAUUUCUCGAGUCGAUCUAGCGGUGAAGUGAAUGAAGAAGAACAAAGCAGUGAUGCUCUCCUGCGAACAUUGGUGAACGACUCAAUUGCGGCCCUAUCAUCUUGCUUGAAGAAUAUGUAUUGUUCACCAAUCUCUGCACCUUCUCUCCUUCAACUUUAGAAACGCAUCGCCAGCACUGACUACGGCAUACACAAAAUUUCACAGCACUCUCG
Cercospora beticola is the source of this 901-nucleotide messenger RNA. The record is from RefSeq and is a predicted model, not a curated record. NCBI's taxonomy places the organism in Eukaryota, Fungi, Ascomycota, Dothideomycetes, Mycosphaerellales, Mycosphaerellaceae.